UAAUCACAAAACAAGCAGUGAGGAAAAAACCCAGUGAGAGAUAUCAUCAAUUUGAAAAACAAAAGUGGCAACAAUGGCGGUCUCUCCGCAUAUUUCGCCUACCCUUUCCCGCUACAAAUUCUUCUCCACUUCCGUUGUUGAAAACCCUAAUUUCUCUCCUUAUCCUCCAAUCUAUAGUCGGCGGCGCAGAGUAACCAAAUCGCAUCUUCAGGCGCACAACAACAGUAGCACUACUUAUGGCCGGACGGAGCUCCCCUCCUCGAAGAAGCUAUGGAUUAGGCAACGAAGCUCCAGCGAAAUGGAGGUUGAGCAAGUACAAUUAGAAGAAGAAGAAUUGGAGAUCGACGAGGCCAGUCUCCUCUCCCUGAGCAUGAAACCGGACAGGAACAUGGCGUUGCUCGACGAUUACGAGAUGGAGGAGGAGCUUGGACACACACCUGAUACGACUCAUCGCAGUGGGUACGUUGCGGUGGUGGGGAUGCCUAACGUUGGGAAAAGCACGCUUUCGAAUCAAAUGAUUGGUCAGAAAAUUUCGAUUGUUACAGAUAAACCUCAAACCACGAGGCAUCGGAUUCUUGGUAUAUGCUCUAGCCCUCAAUAUCAGAUGAUACUCUUUGAUACCCCUGGUGUAAUCGAGAAGAAGAUGCACAGGUUAGAUACAAUGAUGAUGAAGAAUGUCAGAGAUGCUGCCAUCAAUGCUGAUUGUGUUGUAAUUCUUGUUGAUGCUUGUAAAACGCCUGCUAAAAUAGAAGAAGUUUUGAAAGAGGGUUUGGGAGACUUAGAAAAAAAGCCACCGAUGUUGCUUGUUAUGAAUAAGAAGGAUCUGAUCAAACCUGGUGAGAUUGCCAAGAAACUGGAGUGGUAUGAAAAAUUUACAGAUGUUGAUGAAGUUAUACCUGUAAGUGCCAAGUAUGGACACGGAAUAGAGGAUGUAAAAGAGUGGAUUUUAUCCAAACUUCCCUUUGGGCCACCUUAUUAUCCAAAGGAUAUUGUGAGCGAGCACCCAGAGAGAUUCUUUGUCUCUGAGAUUGUUAGAGAGAAGAUAUUUAUGCAAUACCGAAAUGAAGUUCCUUAUGCUUGUCAGGUUAACGUGCUGAGUUACAAAACUAGACCAUCUGCGAAAGACUUUAUUCAAGUGGAAGUGGUUGUGGAUAAAAAUUCUCAGAAGAUCAUCCUUAUAGGAAAAGAAGGGAAGGCUUUGAAAACACUAGCGACAGCUGCUCGGCUCGACAUUGAAGAUUUCCUUCAGAAGAAAGUCUUCCUUGAGGUGGAAGUGAAAGUGAAAGAGAACUGGAGACAAGACGAGGGGCUUCUCAAGUACUACGGCUAUGGAGGACAGAUCCGAGCUAUGUAGUACAGUAUAUUAAUACAGUAUGUAUGUAGUGUGGUGGUCUUCAAAUGGGCCUAGAAGAAGAUAGAUGGGAAAGUGCGAAUGAGUCGGCGGCUCAGGUUAGCGUUUACCCACUCUUUUUUUUUUGUUUGCAUUUAACCGAUACCACUACUCAGCUUAGCUUUUUGUUUUUAUCCUCAAUCCAGCGAUUCCUUUGGAAAUUUGAACUCUUUCUUCUUUUAAGAGUUUGUUCAACUAACGUUCCAUUGAAUAUAUCUAAUUUUCAUGA
Camelina sativa (false flax) is the source of this 1619-nucleotide messenger RNA. RefSeq names its product GTPase ERA-like, chloroplastic. Gene Ontology annotation, molecular function: GTP binding; rRNA binding; ribosomal small subunit binding. NCBI's taxonomy places the organism in Eukaryota, Viridiplantae, Streptophyta, Magnoliopsida, Brassicales, Brassicaceae. The record is from RefSeq and is a predicted model, not a curated record. Gene Ontology annotation, biological process: ribosomal small subunit assembly.